CUCCGAGGGUCUGCGCUGGCUUCUCCUCCCAGAGUCUGGAAAGAAGACCCCCUUGGGGAGGGGAGCCGCUGCUUCUCGACUCACCAUCCCCCCCCUCUUUUUUCCAGGUUGGCUCUCGGUGGUCCUGGCGGCCUCAGCAGACGCCUGGAUGUGGCGGGCACUUGAUGAGCUGGCUGCGGGUUGGCCCUGCUCGGAGGGCUGAGUGGUUGGCCUUCCAUUCCGCUGGCCAGCUGGGCAGGGGUGUCUCCCCAAAGACUGUUGGGUCGUGCCCUCUCACCGGCACAGCCGGGCUCCCCAGCAGGACCCGGGUGGCUGCACAUCUCCCAGAAGGGGCUGCGGCAGCGCCAUGUCGGCCAGUAAGUUUGGCGUGGCCGACUAUGCCAUUUUCGCUUUGCUGCUGGUGUUCUCGGCCGGCAUUGGGCUGUUCCACGCACUGAGCGGCGGCAAGCAGCGCACGGUCCAGGAGUUCUUGCUCGCGAACCGCAGCAUGAGUUUCUUGCCGGUGGCCCUCUCCCUGCUGGCCACCUUCCAGUCGGCCGUGGCCAUCCUGGGCGUCCCCGCUGAGAUCUUCCGCUUUGGGACAGAGUACUGGUUCCUCGGCUGCAGCUACUUCCUGGGGCUCCUGAUUCCGGCCCACGUCUUCAUCCCCGUCUUCUACCGCCUGCGGCUCACCAGCACCUACGAGUACCUGGAGCUGCGUUUCAACAAGGUGGUGAGGGUCUGUGGGACGGCCACCUUCAUCUUCCAGAUGGUGGUGUACAUGGGGGUGGUCCUCUACGCCCCCGCCCUGGCUCUCAAUGCAGUGACCCAUUUUGACCUCUGGAUCUCUGUGCUGACCAUUGGCCUGGUCUGCACUUUCUACACUGCUGUGGGCGGGCUUCGCGCAGUCAUCUGGACCGAUGUCUUCCAGACGUUUGUCAUGUUUGCAGGACAGGUGGCCGUCAUCGUGGUGGGCACCAUCAAGGUCGGCGGCAUGGGGCGUGUUUGGCAGCUGGCCUCAAAGGAAGGCAGAGUGUCUGGCAUCGACCUGGACCCCGACCCGUACGAGCGGCACACCUUCUGGUCCCUGGCCUUUGGGGGUGUCUUCAUGAUGCUGUCUCUCUUUGGGGUGAACCAGGCCCAAGUCCAGCGGUACCUGAGCUCCCGCACGGAGCGCCAGGCUGUGCUUUCCUGCUAUGCCGUCUUCCCCUGCCAGCAGAUCGUUCUCUGCCUCAGCUGCCUCACCGGGCUGGUCAUGUUCGCCUUCUACCAGGAGCACCCCCUCUCCCCGGAGCAGAGCCGAGCCAAGCCCGACCAGAUGGUCCUCUACUUUGUGAUGGAUGUGCUCCAGGAGGUGCCCGGCCUCCCCGGUCUCUUUGUGGCCUGCCUCUUCAGCGGCUCUCUGAGCACCAUCUCCUCGGCCUUCAACUCCUUGGCCACCGUGACCAUGGAGGACCUGAUCCGCCCAUAUGUGUCCAGCCUCCCUGAGGGACGCGCCACUCUCUACUCCAAGCUGUUGGCUCUGGGCUACGGCCUCCUCUGCUUGGGCAUGGCUUAUGUCUCCUCCAUGAUGGGCCCAGUGCUGCAGGCUGCCUUCAGCAUCUUCGGCAUGGUCGGGGGGCCCUUGCUGGGACUCUUCUGCCUUGGCAUGUUCUUCCCUUGUGCCAACGCGACGGGUGCUGUGGCUGGCUUGGUAGCUGGGCUCGCCAUGGCCUUCUGGGUCGGCAUCGGGAGCUUCGUGGUCAACAUGCAAAGUGCGGCCCCGGCCCCCACCCUCCCUCCGCUGGAUGGAAACCUGACGACGGCCAUCAUGACGACAUUGCUGACCUCGCCAGCACCCCCGAAGAGGCCCACGGGGCUACGGAAGUUCUACAACCUGUCAUAUAUGUGGUACAGUGCGCACAACUCCACCACCGUCAUUGUUGUGGGGCUGCUGGUCAGCCUGCUUACAGGCCCCACACGGGGAGAGGACGUGAACCCUCGCACCAUCUUCCCCGUGCUGCCACGCCUGCUGUGCUGUUUGCCUAAAAGAUACCACGACCGACUGCGCUGUGGGGUCCGUGACCCUGACAAGGAUGGCAGCGACGGCCACGACGCCGGCUCUCUGGCCCCAGAGAAAACGGGCAACGGGGUGCUCCAUGGGCUCCCGGAUGGCCUCCCCCCAGGGAGUGGCCCUGAGGGGGAAGGACCGGGCGAAGGGUUUGUCCGGAAAGACGCAGCGCACGCCUACAUCCUGCAAGAGACGUCCCUGUGAACCGGGCAGAGCAAAUCAGCCGGAAGGGGUGGCGGGGCCAACUCUCUGAACACGGAGCCUCCAUCUGCUGGGGGUGGGGGAGCUCCAUCUUGUGAAUGUGCCAAUCUCUGUGGGAGGAGGGUGGGGGACUGCCCCCCCCUCCGUGCCAUCAAGCACCGGGUCCCUCCUCUUUGCUCACCUGCAGGGCUUGGAAUUUCUCCUACCCACCCCACCCCACCCCACCCCGUCUCGGAGGGAGGGGGGAUGGGCCACACCAAAGAAGCCACUGCCCUUGCAGUGGGGCUGACCCACGGCUGUUGCUGCCCCGGAAAUCCCGCUCAUUCCUCCUCCUGCGGCAGGUGUGGGGCGCAGAAGCAAGGGCUGUGGACUCCCCCCCUCCUCAAGAGAGACGUGGAGGAGCCCCCUCCCAGCCUCUUUCCUCCCCAAGACCUGCCUUUGGGGCCGUGGGGAGAGGGGCGCAGACAUUCCCGCCCCCAAGGCUUCUGGGGCUGCCUCACAACGGGCUUCUCUUUUUGCUCAUGGCUGGAGCGGGGGGGGGCUCUGUGUGUGUGUGUGUGUGUGCCGAGCACGCGCCGGCCCCCCUUUUCUUUGUUGUCUCGGUUUUGUCUCUGCGAGAAGUUGUCUAUUUUCUUGGUCCCUGUUUCCUGUGUCUCUGAGGCUCUUCUCGCCAUUGUCAGUAAAAGCCGUGUUUUGUUGGUGUGCAGUUGUUUCCCUGUCUCUGGUGGUGGGUCCUGGCCUUGACCUCAGCGGUUCCAAGGGCGCCCCCUUCCCACCCACCCCUUCCCAGUCCUGGGGUCGGACUUCUGGGCAGAGCGGAGGGCAGCCCCCCCCAGGGCCAGGCAGGGGAGGAGAGGUCAGGAGGGGGCCAGCACCCCUUCCGGCCAGGGCGAAGCUGGCCUGAAGACAGCAGGGCCAGCCGGUCAGCCGGCUUCUUCACCUUCUGGCUCCCCGAUGCCCCAGGCGGAGGCUUCCCUCGCAGGUCCCCCUUGGCCUCCCUCUCUUGCAGGGCUGGAGGGGAAGGGCUCUGCCCCACACAGGACGCAUUCGCUGUUAUGCCACCAUCCUUGGUAGCCAUGUUGGCUCCUGGGAACCAAAACCCAAGCCCGCAGGACCUGCUUGGCCUUUCAGGACCCACUGUUGUGCCAAAACAGCCUGCAAGCUUCUGGGUGUCCCAGAACUCUUCAUCAUGUCCUUUUAAAAAACUAGUAAGAUACAGGGUGGGACACGGCAAGAAAUCAUGGAGGUCAACAACAAAUAGGGCUAGAUGCACCUUCAGCUAAGAGUCUUUAAUGCAUCAGCACGCUGGGACUGCAAGGCCGGAGCAGCGCUUGCGUUGAAGCAAUAAAUAAAUGGGUUUCUACGUCUCCAA
Pogona vitticeps (central bearded dragon) is the source of this 3602-nucleotide messenger RNA. The record is from RefSeq and is a predicted model, not a curated record. NCBI's taxonomy places the organism in Eukaryota, Metazoa, Chordata, Lepidosauria, Squamata, Agamidae.